Messenger RNA from Bicyclus anynana (squinting bush brown), 3857 nucleotides. RefSeq names its product integrin alpha-V. The transcript has 21 exons. Bases 76 to 3009 code for a protein of 977 amino acids. The record is from RefSeq and is a predicted model, not a curated record. Gene Ontology annotation, cellular component: external side of plasma membrane; integrin complex. Gene Ontology annotation, biological process: cell adhesion mediated by integrin; integrin-mediated signaling pathway; cell-cell adhesion. Lineage: Eukaryota; Metazoa; Arthropoda; Insecta; Lepidoptera; Nymphalidae. Gene Ontology annotation, molecular function: integrin binding.
UCAAAAUAAAUGUGUGAAUAAAAAUAGUGAUUGUAUGAAUAAAAUAGAUUUGUAUUUUAAUAAAUUAUUAAUAAAAUGUCUAUGCGUGUUGAAUUCAGUGUUUUGUUAAUAAUAAAUGUUUUGUUUUGUGAAUGUUCGAACGUUUAUCACGAGAGUUCUAAGAUAGUUUAUCGACCAGACGACGCUUCGGAAUAUUUUGGUUAUUCUGUGAGUUUAAGUAAACAAAGGUUGAUAGUCGGAGCGCCGAAAGCAAGAAGCAGAUUACGAAGGAUAUCAUCUGGACAGGUGUUCAGAUGUCCUGCGCAUGAUCUGGACACCAACCAUAAUGUCACUUGUCUGCCGAUAGGAGUUUCCGAGGAAAUUGAAGACCGAAUAUUUGCGAGAUCCUUCGCCAGGGAAGACCUAUUCAAGGAUGGCAUGUGGUUUGGAGCUGCCGUCAGCGCUACACCCAACGGAGCCGCUUUUAUCUGCGCGCCUCGCUGGACCACGCCUUACAAAGACACACAUUUGUUACAAAACGGGAUGUGUUUCAUGCUGGCAUCCAGAAUGGCAAAGGAAUACCUACCUCUUGUGGAUCGCAGUAGGCAAGCGUUCCUCAGCGACGAGCAGCGAUCAGAGUACGGAGAGUUUGGGACCCAUCUCAACUACUACGCGUACGGCCAAGCAGGCUUCUCGGUGAAGGUGUCAGAGAGCAGCGUCAUCCUCGGCGCACCCGGGCUGGUGCAGUGGACAGGAGGUGUCGUUGAAUACCGACCAAUCGACAAAAACUUCAAAAACUCCUACUUGAGCAAACAGACAACGAUAAAUUCAUAUUAUACCAAAGAAGUUGGGCCAGAUGAAUACUUAGGUUACAGUGUUGAAUCCGGUGUAUUUGAUAAAAAUGGAACAAAUCUUAUUGUUGCCGGGGCGCCCAGGUCACAUUUUGGAUAUGGUCAAGUGUUAAUCUUCGAGCCAUCAAUACGAGAAAACAGUCCCCUUAACAUCAAAUAUAAAGUAGUAGGUGAUCAACUUGGUGCGUACUUCGGAGCAACUUUAUGCUGCACAGACAUCAAUGGUGAUGGAGUAGUUGAUCUCAUGGUGGGAGCUCCAAAUUAUGUACGAAAAGAUGGUGUACUACAUUAUGACCAAGGGGCUGUGUAUGUUUACUUGACUAAUACACAGGAAACACAUUUUUCUUUGGAAGCAAGAGGUUAUAUAUCGGGAUCUGAAGUGAGCGGCGCUCGGUUCGGUAGCUCUAUCGCUGAUUUAGGAGACAUUGAUGGCGACGGUUUUAAUGAUAUAGCUGUAGGAGCUCCAUGGGACGACGAUGGUAAAGGAGCUGUGUACAUCUACAGAGGUGGUAGAAAUGGUCUGAACAAGCAAUAUGUACAAAGAAUCGCUGUUGAAGAUUCGAGAACAUUUGGCUAUUCAAUAUCUAAAGGCGUUGAUAUGGACGAAAACAAUUGUAGCGAUUUAGCGGUAGGUGCCUAUAACGUCAGUGAAGCUUAUAUCUUCAGAUGCAUUCCUACUGUGUUUGUGAGCGUAUCUAUCAUAGUGCCGGAUGCCGUAAACUUGCCCGUCAACGCCACUAACUUUACUGCACUGUUUUGCGUGAAUUCUACUCCACGAACAACAAUAAAAAAUAAAGCAGAGUGGCUAAUGCAAUUAGGUUUUACAGCGAGAAUUACUAUUGAUACCAAAGAAAACCGAGCAAGUUUUAACGGAGACACAGAAUAUGAUUUAUAUAUAGCAGCAGGCAAUGAGAACUGCGACGAAAAAAUUGUUAUGGUCAAGCCAACGGCCGACUUAUCGAGGCCAAUUUCGAUAAAAUUCUAUUUGGAGGAUAAUGGCUCUCUGGAAGACAGUCAAAAGUUUCCCCAAAACGCUGCAAGGCUAUCAGCGGACUCGGUUUUGCAAACUUCCUUUGAUAUUCAAUUGAGGAGAGACUGUGGCGAAGACCUCAUCUGUAAGCCUCUCUUGCACAUGUCUUUGGAACCUCUGAGCAGCACGUAUGUACCGGGAACAAAUGACACGCUAGGCUUUCGAGUUUCCAUUUUAAAUUCAGAAGAACCAUCAUACGGUGCUAAAGUACACCUGACUCUGCCAUCGCCACCAAAAAGACUUCCCAGCGAAUGUUCUUUAGAUGACCUUGUUGUGACUUGUCAUUUGCCAGCACCUUUAUCAAGAUCUGAAUCUGUGGAGUGGGAGAUAGAGUUAGAGUACACGUAUAGAGAUAGUGUGGCGAAGGAGUUGAAAGUUGUGGCGAAUCUGGAAGAUCCUUUGUAUGACGGCACAGAUAUAGAGAGGAAACGCAGAGACAUUGCGAUUUUAAUUAAACCUGAAGCUAAACUUGCUGUGACUGGGAAGGCGCUGCCCAACGCGACAGUCGCAGUGACGAGGGACAAAUUCAGCGAGAGAGGCAACAUGACUCUUGUUCAUUACUUUGAGGUUACCAACUUUGGCCCUUCAGAUUGGUUUCGGUUGCCGGUUCAAAUUCUUCUGCCUGAGAAGACGAACCUGUCAAGUCAAAUCAAAGGAUGUCAAGAGUUAGGUCCAAGCUUGGAAUGUACUUGGGACCUUCCUGCACUAGUAUCUAUGCCUAUAGUUCUUCCGCUGCGCUUUGAUAUGGGUCUAUACGGCAAACUUCUACAAGACAAUAGCCAGUUCAACAUUACAACAAAAGUUGUAAUAAACCUUGAAGCACAAAAUAAAACUGAACAUAUAACUACAACACUGGUGUUAGAACCGGCACCACCUAUCUGGCCAUACGUAGUAGGAGGUAUUGCAGGAAUCAUUUUGCUAGCAGUAAUGAUAUUGGUCUUUCAUAAAUAUGGAUUCUUCUCAAGAAAUCGUCCAGGAAACUUCAACAGGCUCAAAGAUCAAGAAACCGAUGAAGCGAGCUCAUCUGGCACCACUUUAGAAGAAACUCGUAGUACUGAUACUGCAGAGGAAAGUGUCAGUGGUGCCGAUGAACCGACCUUCUUGACUGAGACAUCCUCACGGGGACUACUGGCUGACAAUGCGACGUGAGGAUCCGAUGACUAAUGUCAAAGUCAGAAGUUAGAGUCAAAUCCAGAAUUCAGAGUCAAAGUCGAACUGAAAUUAUAUUUAUUUCAAGAAUAGGAUCGUCAGUUCAUUUGAUACAAUAUUCUAGUCAGAAAACUCAGAAUCAUAUUAUUAUUUUAAAUGUAGGUUACCUUUUGGUAUGUAAUUCCAGCUUAACUAUUGAUCCAAUUUUGAGGAAAGGAAAUGGUCCAUUUCAGGUCCAAUCCUGUACCCCGUAUAAUUCAAAUUUUAAAAAUACAAGUAUUUUAUUAAAAUCUGAAUUAGUGAAUAAAUCUUAAAUCUAACUAUAUAAAAAGUAAUAAGUAAAAUUAAAACCCAAAUUUUUGAGUUUCAUCAAGUUGGCGCCCUUAUAGCAACUAUGACAUGACAAUUGACAGCAAACGUCAAAUCGACUACUGCAUUGAAAACGUCAUAAAUCCGCCAUUAUUACCCAUAUUAGUGUUGCAUUUUUUGGGAGAGAAUGAAUAUUAUUUUGAAAGAAUUAAAGUAAAUUCGUAGAUAAAAAUAUUUUCUUUUAUUUCAAAUUUGAUAGGGUACUGAUUCUGGGCCCCAUACAAUUUCGAACCAUCUCCUUUGUGGAAUGAUGGAUUUUAUUUUACAAUAUAAGUCAAAUUAUACUUUUAAUGUUUGUUACCUCGUAACUACGUCAUUUAUUAACCAAUUUUGAAAAUUCUCAUUUUGUUUGACAGAGUAUUCCACCAGAUUGGUCCUAUUUAAUUUUCAUAAAAAUCGGUUUAGUAAUUUUGUGUUAAACUCAAAAUAACUAAAAUACACCUCGGUUGCAUUUUUAUGCAAAGUAUUGGAAUAGACAA